Molecule: messenger RNA, 1155 nt
Organism: Candoia aspera
Lineage: Eukaryota; Metazoa; Chordata; Lepidosauria; Squamata; Candoiidae
Gene: NFATC2IP
Product: nuclear factor of activated T cells 2 interacting protein
Exons: 7
Biological process (GO): cytokine production; positive regulation of transcription by RNA polymerase II
Molecular function (GO): protein binding
Source: RefSeq, a predicted model, not a curated record
UUGGUGUUUCCCGCUCCUCCCCAACAGGUGGUUUCCUGCUCCAGCAGCGACUCAGAGCCAGAAGGGACCCCCAGGAAGCCCUUUCGCAAGCGCCGCCGCCUUUUCACUGAUAUCCCCGCCGUCCCGGUCUAUUCGAACAAGGUUCAGAACAGCCUACAAUUGUUGCAAAAUUCUCUGAAGCUUCCUGUUCAAGUUGAAGAGCUUUGUUGUAAGUCCCAGGUCCUUAGCUCAUCAGAAGAGGAGGAAGAGAAAGAGACAGCUCCUGUAAAGCAAGUGAAGCAAAAAGCAAGAUGUCAAGAUCUUUCACCUUCACCUCCCCCUCCCCCACAGCAAACGAAGCAUCAUGACAAAGCCCACAGAAUUUUUGAUCAGAGUCUCAGAAAUCUGAUCACCUCCCUCUCAGCUGCUAAGAAGAGUUUGCAGGAUCAAGGGUCAGGAUGCGACGAGGAUGAUGUGAUUGUGGUUGACACAUUUGAGCCCCAGGAGCUGAUGCUGAAAGUCCGAUGUCGAGCUGAUCUUUACAGAGUCUGUGUUCGAAUGACGGACCCUCUUCGGCGAGUGGUUGAUCACAUGGCACAGAUACUGAAGGUUCAUCCGAACAGAAUCCUCCUCCUGCAUCAAGAUUGUGAGCUUGCAGCUGAUGCUACUCCUGCUAAGUUGGGCCUUGGCAUUGCUGAUAUCAUUGAUUGUAUAGUGGAGACCAGCAGCAGAUGGGCUGAUGGCUCUGGAAACCUGCGGCUCCGAGUACAAGGAAAAGACAAAAGCUCUACGAUGGAGAUUACUGUCCAGAAGGGGGAGCCCUUAGAAGCCCUUAUGAAUCACUACAGACAAGCUCAAGGUCUUGGCAGACACAAACUUGUCUUCCAUUUUGAUGGGCAGCGUUUGGCAGAAACUCUGACCCCCGAACAAUUGGGGAUGGAGUCCGGUGAUGUUAUUGAAGUUUGGAGCUAGCAUCCUUGCAUCCCUUCAAGGAAUCCAUGUCUGGACUUUUUUUUUUUUUUGCUACCCACCUACUCUGAGAGACUUAUCUGAUCCUGCUUUCCCUGAUUUAACGUUCACUGUGCCUGAAGUCUGGAACCAGGUGGGAAGCGGCAGCCUAACCUGCGAUGGAAAUAAACAUGGGACGCUUUCCGUUUUAUUUUUUUUCUCCUGCAU